AGCUAAGAGAAAGAGAGAAACAAAAUCUUUCUUCUUGGUAGUGAAAAAAUUGGGGUGUUGGGGGGAAAGAAAGAUGCCGAAGAGAACAACCCAUACAUACUCGAGUGAGGAUGCAGUUCCCGAUGAUCCAAACUCCGAUCUAUUUGUCUAUUACUGCAAGCACUGUUCCUCUCACGUCCUUAUCUCCGAUAAUCAAUUGCAGAAAAUGCCAAAAAGGAAAACCGACAAAGCAUAUGUAUUGGAUAAAAAGAAGUAUCUCGCGAGACUGAGCGUAGAUGAUGCGGGGAAAGUUCUUCUAAAGCGUGGUGAAGGGAAAUUGGAGAAGCAGUUUCGGAUGUCCUGUAAGGGUUGUGGCCUGUUUGUAUGCUACCGGGCAGAAGAAGAUUUGGAGACUGCGUCCUUCUUAUAUGUAGUUGAUGGUGCACUUAGUACUAUUGCGGCUGAGACAAAUCCACAGGAUGCUCCUGUACCGCCCUGCAUCUCACAGUUAGAAGGUGCCCUUGUGCAAGUGGCAAUAGAAGUCGAGGACCGCGCCCAACGGUCAGCAAUUACAAGAGUAAAUGCAGAUGAUGUCCGGGUCACUGUAACCGCACCUGCAGCUCGUGGGGAAGCUAACAAUGAACUUCUGGAAUUCAUGGGCCGAGUACUGGGUCUGAAACUCUCUCAGAUGACUCUCCAAAGAGGGUGGAAUAGCAAAUCAAAGCUUCUUGUAGUGGAGGAUUUGACAGCUAGACAAGUAUAUGAGAAACUCUUGGAGGCUGCUCAACCUUGAGAUGGCUCCCUAUCAUAGUAGUUUUUCUUCUUGUCAUUUUUUUCCAUGUUUGUAAGAUUGGAUUUUCAGUUUCACAAAAUUGAAUUCAGUUAUCUAUGCAUAUGCUGUUCUGAUCC
This is a messenger RNA of Lycium barbarum (goji berry), 888 nucleotides long. RefSeq names its product UPF0235 protein At5g63440. The record is from RefSeq and is a predicted model, not a curated record. The coding region runs from base 74 to 772 and encodes 232 amino acids. Lineage: Eukaryota; Viridiplantae; Streptophyta; Magnoliopsida; Solanales; Solanaceae. The transcript is spliced from 7 exons.